Molecule: messenger RNA, 1702 nt
Organism: Nymphaea colorata (pocket water lily)
Lineage: Eukaryota; Viridiplantae; Streptophyta; Magnoliopsida; Nymphaeales; Nymphaeaceae
Exons: 6
Coding region: 557-1390 (277 amino acids)
Source: RefSeq, a predicted model, not a curated record
CAUUGGAUUUUGGUGCUUCUGCAGCUACCAUGCACGAAAUCUAAAGGUCUCCCUGUCUGUGUGUACCAUAAGAACAACAAUAGUUCAAGGAUGCUCCAUUUCGCUUUCCGUGUGAGAUCAAGUACCCUGGGUUCUUCUGGGCAAGAAUCAAUGGCCUAGAUAGGUUGCUACUUUGGUAAUUGCUAGUAGCAUUACAUGCUAUGGAGACACAGACAGAGAGAGUCAAUACCACCCUGGCCGACGAUUUGUCGCGCGAGACACAAAACCAGCGGUGACAAGAGAGAGAGAGAGAGAGAGAGAGAGAGAGAGAGAGAGAGGGAGAGAUGUAUCACAACACAGAGAACGUGUAUGGACGCGCUGCACAUUGAGUUCUUUCUUUAAGAAAUAAUUUUCUCGCAAAGAUCCCUCCAUUGUAAUCGACUCUCAUCCCUCUCUCUCUCUCUCUCUCGCUCCCCGUCGGGUGGCCUGCCUUCUUUUAGAGCUUGUUCUCACGCCCUCAUACUUCCUGCGCAUCUGCAUUAUCGAUUCCCAGCUAGUUACUCCCUCCCUUUCUCUCAUGAAGAAGCAGCUUAAAGAAUCGCAUAAAUUCCAAUUGCCCAAGUGCUGUCAGCAACCAAGAAGCGGUGGAACGAAGCCUCGAACUGAUUUUACCGAAUCUGUCUGGUCUUCCUCUGGUUCUGAUCUUGAGAGUUUGAUAUGCAACCAAAGCAUGCCCACCGCCAUGACUACUGGAAUCAGUCAGGAAAUUUAUCGUCUUGCACUAGGAUAUGACAAGAAAAUGCAUAAAACCUUUCCCAUUCAUUGUGUCUCGGUGGAUGAAGGGCACAGAGUGCCAUUUGCAAUUUCAUUAGAUUCUCGUGCUGAACUUAGCCCUGUUUCUCGGGAGAAAUUUGUGGACGUUGACACUAUUGGAUUACAGUUACAAGAUCAAGGCGAUCCCUGUGCUGAUUUCUCAUCUGAAAAAUUUGUUUCUACUCCAAUUAAUAAGUCCCAUGGAACUGAUAGCAAGAAUACUCGGGAAAGCGUGGCUUGGGCAAAACUCACUGAGGAUGGAGGAUGGCCUGCAGAAGUGUGUUGUAUAUCUAACCAAUUUGCCUUGAAUAAAAAUGAAACUGUCAACUCAUCCUUGGAUGGAGAUAAAACUAGAUGUAUGCCAACGACUCCAAUCCAAGUCCACGAAUACUCUGUUGUAGCUUCACGGGAUGCGUCCUGUUCAAGCAGAAGCGAGGAUAGUGACCAUGACAAAGGAAGGGGCAAAAGAAAACGCAAGCGAAAAGUGCACUUUGAUGAGACAACACCCCCAGCAAAAUCUAUGAAGGCCUCACGGAGAUUGAAGAUAAUGCGCCAGCUUGGGCUGAUACCUCCGCCUGGCUCCUCAUACGCACACUGACCAUUGAAACUCUAAGCUUGCAUCCUCUUAAAUAUUUUUUUUGCUUUCAUUUUCUGUCUUCUCUGUCUACAAGUGGCUUAGGUGAUAAUCUUGAACCUUAGAUAAUGCCUAUUUGUGUAGUGGAAAAGUUUUGAAUGUCUGCACUCUCUCACGAGCAGUUCAUUCAAUUCUGACAAUUUUUGUGUUUGUUAUUUCUUGACGGAUUCGGUGCAUCUGACAGACGCCUGAGCUGCUGUUAUUUUCUUACUCAAUCUACAUUAUGUAUUAUAUCGAUUUUAUAUCCUUAUAAAAUUCUACUUUGCAUUGGAAAAA